Coffea arabica (coffee) is the source of this 2553-nucleotide messenger RNA. The record is from RefSeq and is a predicted model, not a curated record. Lineage: Eukaryota; Viridiplantae; Streptophyta; Magnoliopsida; Gentianales; Rubiaceae.
UCUCAAAAUGACGGCUACAGUAAAUUUCGAAAACUACCCACCUUUCACAUCUCUAAUUUGUCGGUCCCCAUUUUCUCCUUUCUUCUUCAACGUGUUCAUCAUCCCCGUUCAAUCCUUGAUGUCUAAUCCUUCUCAAACACUUUGAUUUUUAGGGAAAAAAAUCAUUUUUACCUUCUAUUAUGCCAAUCGCUAGGGUUUAUUUGACCUAUAUGUUCUGUCCUCCAAAACCCUCUAGCUCUAUUUCCUCGCGGUUGAAUCAAAUUUAGCCACUGAUCAAUCUCCUUCUUUGUCCUUCUUGUCGUUGUACAUGUAAAUAUGGUACUAAUAUUAUAAUUAGAGAUCUGUGUGGUGGAUUUUCUUUCCUUUUUUUUUUUCGUGAAAAAAUGAAGAAGAAGAAGAGAUCGCGUGCUUCCAAGAAAGGUAGCGGUGGGGUUUGCAACGCUGCUCCUCCGCCUCAGAGCAACCAAGCUGAAGAAGAAGAAAAGCACAAGGUUGUAGAAAGUCUGGUGGAGGCUUUUGGUACAAUUUCUGUCGAAGAAGCUGAAGCGGCUUAUAACGAAGCCAAGGGGGAUGUCAACAAGGCGGCGGAGAUUUUAGGGGAUUUGUAUGUGAAGGAGAGUUCGACCGAGGAUCAAAGCACAUCUUGCUCUAGCUCCAGUGGAAAUUUUGCAUCUACCUCGUCGGGCUCGGGUUCAUCGGGCUCGUCGUCUGCUUCCGAGGUGUUUGCUGAGGCUAAUGUUGUCUGUCCAAACGGGGUUAGGAAUCAGAAAGGUAGGCAGAAAAAGGUUGUGGCAGCUGCUGGGAUCGUUUCAACGGUGUUGGGAAAGGAUUAUGUGAGGUCGGUUACAAAGAAAAGUUCCUCAAAAUCGAAGGGAAGUUGGAAUAAGGAGGACGUGGAGCAGUUUUUGUUCUCGAUGCUUGGGGAGGACUGUGAAUUGGGCAUGCCUGUAGUCAGCGAUGUGCUCUGUGGGUGUGGGUAUGAUGUCGAGAAGGCUCUAAAUAUUUUGCUUGAAUUAUCGUCCUCUUUGGGUGAGCAAACCCACGUUGGCAAUGCUAAUGCUAACAUCAGAGAAGAUGCUUCUUCUAAUCUUGAAGGAAACAGCAGUCUUACAGAUAGGACAUCUGACUCAACUUCUUAUUCAUCUGAAAGUGACUUUCCAAAAAAUGCGGUGUGUACAGAACAUAUUGGCAGGAGUCAUUUCCAAGUUCUUGCUGGUAUUGACAAUCAUUCUUCAAAAAAUCCUGCGCAUAUGGAGCCAGACCUCUCUCAACAGGUUUUGGAAUCCCUGUUUAAUAUGCCGACUCCCAAGAGUGCUGAACGUGAGCCUAACACUAUGAACUGGAGGAAAAUUGUUAAAAAAAUGACAUCUUUGGGACAGGGUACUCAUCCAGGAGAUGGUGCAUUAGUGCGGAAUUCCCUUGCUAAAGGAGAUGACUAUCAGGUCUUCAGACAAUCUGCAAAGCAGCACUGGGAGUCAAUGAAGUUUUGCUAUCAAAAGGCUGCAAGUGCAUUUUCUAAUGGAGAACGAGAUUAUGCAGCUGUUCUGUCUGAGAAGGGGAGGACACACAGUAAGAUGGCUCGGGAGGCAGAAGAAAAGGCUAGCCAGGAUAUCUUCCAAGCAAGAAACAAGGGCAUAGAGAAUAUGAUAACGAUUGAUUUGCAUGGGCAACAUGUCAAAGAAGCGAUGAGGCUUUUAAAACUUCAUCUUCUUUUUGGGGCAUAUGUGCGCUCUGUGCGGUCACUCAGGAUUAUCACUGGAUGUGGGAGGCACGGGGUAGGGAAAUCACAGCUGAAACAGUCGGAAGGUUGAUGAAGUGAUAUUGAUCUAACAUGCCAGAAGUCUGUCUGUUAGCUUUCUUAAGUGGACGGAUUUCUUAAACUUGUGUUUGUGAUCAUUGCUUGAAAGGAGAGAUAAUAGACCAUCUCUGGAUACGUGUGGAAAGGAACUGAGAAGAUUCAGAUAUCAUGCAUGUUACUCAAAUAUUGAAUACUUUUUUUCUAAAUGCUUUGGUCAUGCCAUAAUUUUACCUUUUCAUAUGUACAGGUCAUUAAUCUUUUGAAGAAGGAAGGUAUUGAAUGGAGCGAAGAAAAUAGUGGAACACUGCUCAUCAGCAGGCUUGAUCAGCAGACACAGUUUAGCUUUCUAGAUUCUGACAAUGAGGGCGAGUAAUCUUCCUGCAGUUUGGUCGCGCAUUUUUAGAACUGUAGCAAAAGCAUGGUUAAUUAGAUGUUAAUAGUGAGUACUAUUUAGCUUUUGCUGUUAAUUCUUGGCCAACUAAUUCUACAGAUGACAUCUAGAAGCUAGUUUAGAUUCAGACCUAUGUUUACAUCCAACUUUAGAUUGUGGAAGUUCGAGCAAGAUUAACAGCAUAUCCUAGCCUAUGCUGUGAGCUUGAACUUUAAUGUAUAUUAUGCUUUGGGUCUUUUGUAUCGAAUUCGUGUCGGCAUGUUUAGCCACAUUAUAUACAUAUCAGUCAGGUUGUAAAUGAUGUAACUUGUGAAGUGCAAACUGAUGGUGUAGUUGGAACUCAGAAGAGAAAAGGUCUUUUUAA